Vitis riparia (riverbank grape) is the source of this 1607-nucleotide messenger RNA. RefSeq names its product origin of replication complex subunit 4. The transcript has 16 exons. The record is from RefSeq and is a predicted model, not a curated record. Gene Ontology annotation, cellular component: nuclear origin of replication recognition complex; nucleus. Gene Ontology annotation, biological process: DNA replication initiation; DNA replication. Bases 47 to 1306 code for a protein of 419 amino acids. Gene Ontology annotation, molecular function: DNA replication origin binding; ATP binding; ATP hydrolysis activity. Lineage: Eukaryota; Viridiplantae; Streptophyta; Magnoliopsida; Vitales; Vitaceae.
GCUGUUCGUUUCAUUUUCCCGCCAUUUUGAUUAAUGCGAAAAAGCGAUGAAAGGGCGAGAAAAUCCAGCAGAGGAUGCCUUAAUUCUUCUCAGAAGUAGAAUUUGUAACCCUAAUUUCGUCUUCACACCGUUUUCCGAUUCACCCGACAGCAAUUACAGCAAGUUGAAAUUCAUUAUAUCAAGCUCAGUGACCGAGGCAUGUAACAAUUCAAUCCUUCUUCUUGGUCCUCGUGGUUCUGGAAAAACGGCGGUGUUGGAGCUUGUUAUCAGAGAUCUAUUGGCAGAACAUGCUGAUAUGAUAUCAGUGAUCAGAUUGAAUGGGAUUUUGCACAGUGAUGACAAUUGUGCAGUCAAGGAAAUUGCUAGACAAUUAUGUGUGGAGCAUCAAUUGUUGUUCUCAAAAAUGGCAUCAUUUGACGAUAAUUCCCAGUUCAUGAUAGCUAUGUUACGGGAGUGUGGAUUAGCUCACAAGACAAUCAUUUUUGUAUUGGAUGAGUUUGACUUCUUCACUCAGGGGAAACAACGAUUACUUUAUAGCUUGUUGGAUGCAAUGCAAUCUGUGAUGUCACAAGCAGUUGUCAUUGGUGUCAGUUGCAGACUAGAUGCAGAUCAACUCUUGGAAAAAAGAGUAAGAUCUCGUUUUUCACAUAGAAAGGUGUUGUUUCUUCCACCCUCAAAGGAAGAUCUACAAAGAUUGUUAGAGCACAUUUUGUCUUUGCCAGUAGACACGAGCCCUCCAAAUGACUAUGCUGUUGAGUUCAAUAUGAAACUCCAUCAAAUAUUGGCAGAUGAGAGAUUUAAAGAAAUCAUUAAUACCUUAUUGAAUUCUGAUUCCACUGUCAAACAUUUGUUGAGGUUUCUAUUUUAUGCUGUUUGUCAUAUGGAUUUGGAAUCUGGAUUCCUGUCACUUGAUAACUUCAGAACAGCAAUGUCAAGCAUCCAAAGGCAGCCAAAGAUGGAAUAUUUACAAGAUUGCUCCAUUUUGGAACUCUAUAUUUUGGUGUGCAUGAAGAGGUUGGAAGUCAAAGAGCAAAACUCAUACAAUUUCAAUUCUGUAAUGAAAGCAGAAUACAAAGGCAUACAUGAUGCAUACCAGACAUCCGAUUAUUAUGCACGGAAUGUAUGCUUACGGGCUUUUGAACACCUUGUACAACGUGAAUUAAUCUGUUUUAUGGAUAAUAGGGGAAACAAUCAAUCUAUAGAAUUUCGUGCAGUGAAGCUACUAAUCUCAUCACAUGAACUCUAUCAGGGAUUGAAAUCAUAUCGCUCUUGUCCUGCCAUUCUGCGGAAGCUGGUGGAUCAAUGAAAGUUAUAGAUGGCCGGUCAGCUUUGUGGGUACCAGAGGAGAAGGUGAAGGUUGCUGUUUGUAGUAAUUUCUUCUGGAUGUUUUAACCUGCGUCUUUAGGUGGAGGAGAAAAGAGAUUAUAAGAGCUUUUCCAGCUGAGUGGGUAGCCUUGUGAGGACACUUCCACCCUGCUCAAUGUUUAAUAUCUCUUGUUUGUGAUCAUCCAAUAGUAAAUGUAUACUUGAAUUAUUUAACAUUAUUUAUGGAUUUAAUUGUUUUUCUGAACACUGUCGUGGAUAAGAAAAGUGAAUUUUGUCUUUUU